AUGAUUCAUCCCACACCCCUCUCACCCCCCAUGCUCCCCCACCCCCUGCCUCGACCAUCACCAUCCGUCCCGUCGUGCAGCCACAAUCCCAGUCCGCCUCUCCCCGUCCACGCCGUUCUCCCUAACCUCGCACACCUCGUCCUGUUCACAACCCUCACACCUCUCUUCCUCCUUCACACAGUAGUCCCCUGUCGCCCUCACACCGUGACACCCACAAACCACCCCCGUUCGUGGCUCGGAUUCUCCAAUUUCUUGUGCCUGUCACCCUGUCCCUGCACUGCGUCCGCAAUUCUUCUUUUCCCUCCUUUGGGCUCCUGGGUCACUCCUUUCUCUCCCGUCACUCGCAAUCCAAUCCGAUCCUCGUCCUCACCCCAAGACAAAUCGUCUCCAGUCGUUCACUUUGGCUUCCAUCGGCCUUCCUUGCUCCUCGCCUACCUUCAUUCUCCCCCCUUCUCUUGCUGCCCUCUACUCUUCCCUCUCCACCGAGCCACGAGCCUAGCUCUGAAUCCGAUCAGCGUCUCUACUAGUACACUAAACUGA
Messenger RNA from Colletotrichum paranaense, 540 nucleotides. RefSeq lists its product as uncharacterized. Bases 1 to 540 code for a protein of 179 amino acids. The transcript has 2 exons. NCBI's taxonomy places the organism in Eukaryota, Fungi, Ascomycota, Sordariomycetes, Glomerellales, Glomerellaceae. The record is from RefSeq and is a predicted model, not a curated record.